CAUGGAAAAACACACGUAGCCUACUAUUGUUCAGUUAUAGCUUGUUUAUCUGCCAUUAUAGAUAAGUUUUUAAAUAGGUCUAUGCAUUUUAUUUUUUCCAAUUAAAAUCAGUUUCGAAACGAAACUCCUUUGGUCUCUUAAGUGGAAGUACAAAAUCCGAAAUAUAACAAGUGACACGAUGCAGGAAAAUAAUCCAUUUCCAGUUAUGUCAAGGUGUCUUAUCACUGGCUAGGUCCCAUAAACCUGACAAUUCAAAGUACGUAGUUUGUUGCUAAAACACCAGCUCACUCCGCACUUCCGCGGCUCUGCCCUCCAUAACACGCCUCGGUGGGAAAGAAACAUAUGACGGGUGGCGUCGGGUCUUACGGUUGUCGGUAUGACGGGUCUGCCUGACCGCGCGCGAUUUUCUCCGGUGGAAUGUACAGUCGUGCCGCCUGUGAGGGUACUUAAGGGUACAGCUGAUGCCCGGAGGGGAUAAAGGGAGGUAACCAAACUAGAUGAGCCACAUACAUUCAGCCUAUAAUGUCAACACAUGAUCUGAAGUUGCAGCAGUCAAGUUGUCAAAGCGGAGUGAAAGCCAGCGUGACUUGCGUUGUCUCAGAUCUGGAGGGAUUGUACACACAAACUGAUAAAUCACGUUUUCAGAAUGUAAGUGAACAUGAGAAGAUAUAUCCUGGGCCAUUGGCUCAACACAUGCACAACAAGAAAGAUUUAGAAACUAGAACCACUGCUUCUUCACCAUUGUUGCAGUUAACAGGCCAGCAGAAAAGCAGCAGAGAUUUGCAGAUCAGGCAAAUAAUACUUCUCAGAUCUAAGGAAGACCUCAGUAGGACAUCUGAGGAGCAACGGAAAUCUGCCAGAUUCACUUCCACCAUCUCUAUCAGUCUUCCCAAUAGAAGAAACAAAAAAGACACAGCGGAGGAAAAAACACUGCAAGCUACAACUAACCUCACACAUGAAGCCGUAAAGAACACAGCUAAUCAACACCACACAGAGCUAAGGGACGUGCUUUCACAAACUGACCAAUGUGGCGAAUCAACUGGUGACUCAUUUAAGAAUGGGGAUGGCCCAAAAGCAAGCUUUGAUGAAGACCGUUUUACCACUCUGCAUCAACGUGGGACAAAGCAGGGACAAAAUACAGGAAUACAAUACAACAUAGGCCUUCAUGAACUAACACAAAUUGUCCACAACAAUUCACAAAGACAUUCUACUCAUCCUGUUUGUGAGGUUCAAACAGAAUUCAACAAGGAAUCUGAAGCGAGCGACUGUAGAGAGAAUGCUGCAACAACUCCACAAUACCACAGUUAUCUGACCUCCUUUGAAGUGGACAAUGGUCUAAAAGCAAGCACUGAUUCCCAGUUUUUUGCACACCAUUCAGAAGUUGCAAACCAGGUCUUGUCAUUAGACUGUUUACCUGCUCCUCAUUCUGAAAAUACCCCUGAGCCAGAACCUGGUAUUAUCAAUCCUACAUCAGCUAUGUUGUCAUCAGCCCUGGCCUCAGUUCUUGCUCCACCUUGGAGUGGCCGCCUUCGAAGACCCAAGCAAGGCGGCAACGAAGUACAGCAUGAACCCCAAGACUGUGGACAGAAUGUCAACCCAUCUACCUUAUUUCGCCAGGAUCGGCAGCAACAACCGUUUCUUCCUUCCCAGAGGCGACCAUCUGAACACAUGUUGGCAAAUGACAACAACAUGCAGUUGACUGCAGGAACCAGCUAUAACUCUCCUGAUUGGCAAAAAGAGAACAAUUCCCCGAACAUUACAACCACAAUACAGCCAAAGAGACCCAUUACCAAGUCCUCCUCUGUGGGCUUGAUGUACAAUAACACAGAUUUGCAUCCUUUUCCCACACGUCUGGACACUCGCCAGGUACCAAAUUUGGCCCAUACAGGGUACAGAAUAUCAAACACUGGAGAUGAACAUGAGUCUUUCAAAUCAUUGAGCUCUAAGCCAACAACAAGCAGCCUACUUCUUUCCUUGAGGAGGUCGAAUUUGAGAAACUCCAGUGCUGAACCCACACAAUCAGAGACUCUGAUGACUAGGUCUGAUAGGUCCCUUACAUUGCCUAGCAGAGUUGUUCUGAAAACUGCAUCAUUUGCCCAUCCUGUUUCUGAUGAUGCCCAAAUCCCCGAAUAUCCAGACACUCCUGCAAGAACAGAGGAAAUACCAGUCAGUCAGUUCCCUUUCUCACCUAGAAUUAGGAGUAGAAUGCCAUUAAGGGCAUCACUGUUUCUAAACAAACCAGAGACAGAAAUUUCGAUGAGACUAGAAGCUUCUAUUGCCAAAGCAGAGGAGGCACAUUCCCCACACUCCACAACCAAAACCAGCCAACUUGGGGUUCUCAGAGCCCAACAACGUUCUUAUUCAGUUCUUUUGAGGGAAUAUUCCAGUAUAGAGGACAUAGAUGCAGUGGAACAAAAUACUGCCAACAACACCAACCUGCAAAACUCUAAUAUGACCAAACAACAAGUAUCUCCAGAUACCACAAUUUCUCCCAAAGAUUCAACAAAUUUUAAUUUUCAACAAUCUGGCUUUAAUGUCCAAAAAUUAAAAUCACAAAGCACACACAAUAUAAUAGCCAGCAGUUCUUCAGGCACAAGCACCUUCACAGACAGGCUUAACUACUCACCAAGGAAAGACUCUUCUGUGGAUGGAACAAGUCCCACAAAUAUAUAUCUGGACUCUAAGAAACAUUCUCAGUCAAGUCAAAGCACAAUGGAUCUUUCGAGCCCUCUUUCUCCAAGCAGACCUCUUAGAAGCGUAAGAGUACCGAGUAUUUAUUCAUACCUACGGGAGUACAGCCCGGCAGUGUCCACCCCUUCCUCUUCCACCCCUUCAUCCCACAUACAGAGAGGUGAAACAUCACCUCCUAAGCAAGAUAGAGGCGUAACAUUGCAGGGUGACCAUAAAACACUUUACUCAAAAUUUUCAUUUGACUUCAACCCGUUUGUGCCAGAGGUACAAGCGUUACAAAGAAGCUCUUAUGGCUCUCAUAUUGCACCAGCUCAAUCUCUGCCUCCUGAUUUUGGACGAAGAUCAGCACCUCGUCUCAGUACAUCUCCAUAUUCUAGCCUCAUCUCCUCACGACCUACAAUCAACAACACUUUACAAGAACUACCCUCUCCGCCUGUGCCCAAAACUCAUAUCCGAUCUACAUCUUAUGAUAUUGUAACCACUCCUGCAGACUUCAUAAAAAGUGAUCCAAGCUCUUCACUGUCCACAUACGCAAGCAUAAUAAGAAGACCAAAGGAACAGUUGGCUUCUACUAACAGAGAACAGAGGACAGCAGUUCAAGCUUACACAAGCGCCCUAGAUAAUCACAAACCUGCCCAGCCAUGCCUCUUACAAACUGCACCAGAUGCAAGCUUUGUCAUGGAAAGCCAAAGCGCUAAUAUAAGCCCACACCCAAGACAGCCCAACACAGGCUCCAACAACUUCUUUCAUCAGGAGCAUGAUGGCCUGAUGGAACUUCAGCUUGAUAAGGGUAAUGCAUACCCCAAGCACAGGCUGAGUGAGAAAGGGAAGUAUUUAUUACCUGAUAAGCGCAAAGUUGAAAGUGAGACUCCACUGACAGCUGAGAAAGAGAUUCCUGCUGUGCAUAUGCAUGAGAGAUUGCAGGAAAUGCAAAGUUCCAAUUCAAAAAAAGGCCUCUUUAGUUCACGAGUUAAGAAAGACAAAGAAGCUGUCUUCUCUUCAGCUUCUUUGCCAGACAAAGAGGUUGUUAGUCCCCAGUAUUUAAAAACCAAAAGACAUUUGCCAGUGUUUAGAACGAGCAGCAGGAUUGACCAGAUGUUAAAUCGCUUGAAACUGACAUUUGGUGUCAAACGUUCAGACAGCUCACUUGACACACUACCAAAAAAGAACAAGAGUCCCACUCAGCAGCCCUCAGAUACUGAGACUUUUGAAAGUCCCAAGACAGAGGAGAAAACAUGUUCUGAGAGCCACCCGGCACCCUCUAACUCCUCUUUAACAACUGAUAAAACCUCUUUAGGUUCCUUGUCACUACUAACAUUAAAUAAAUCUGAGAAUACAUUAAAUGUGAGUGGACAAAAUAAGUCUAAGGCUGAAAUAAAUUAUUUUGGGUCCACACGGAAGGCCCCCGACUCGUCCUUGACCAUCGAUAAAGCAUCUUUUGGCUCCUUGUCGCCACUUACAUUACAGAAAUCUGAGAAUACUUUAAAUAUGGAUUGGCAAAAUAGAUCUACAACUGAACAAAAGGGUUUUGGGUGCACAUGGGAGGCCCCCAACUCGUCUUUGACCACGGAUAAAGCCUCUUUUGCUUCUUUCGGGUCUAUGUCGCCACUUACAUUAAGGAAAUCGGAGAAUACUUUAAAUAUGGACUGGCAAAACAGAUCUACAACUGAACAAAAGGGUUCUGGGUACACAUGGGAGGCCCCCAACUCAUCUUUGACCACGGAUAAAGCCUCUUUUGCUUCUUCGGGUUUAUGUCGCCACUUACAUUAAGGAAAUCGGAGAAU
Onychostoma macrolepis is the source of this 4475-nucleotide messenger RNA. Its product is annotated as mucin-2. The transcript has 5 exons. The coding region runs from base 523 to 4461 and encodes 1312 amino acids. NCBI's taxonomy places the organism in Eukaryota, Metazoa, Chordata, Actinopteri, Cypriniformes, Cyprinidae. The record is from RefSeq and is a predicted model, not a curated record.